Molecule: messenger RNA, 987 nt
Organism: Parathielavia appendiculata
Lineage: Eukaryota; Fungi; Ascomycota; Sordariomycetes; Sordariales; Chaetomiaceae
Product: terpenoid cyclases/Protein prenyltransferase
Exons: 3
Coding region: 1-987 (328 amino acids)
Biological process (GO): protein geranylgeranylation
Cellular component (GO): Rab-protein geranylgeranyltransferase complex
Molecular function (GO): Rab geranylgeranyltransferase activity
Source: RefSeq, a predicted model, not a curated record
AUGGCGAUAGUGUCUGCGGUCCUCCCCGAGGAGCUCCAGCUGGCCACGACAGCCCACGUCAAAUACAUCCAAAGUCUGGAUUCAAGAAAGGACGAGUAUGACUAUUGGUUGACCGAGCAUCUCCGGCUCAAUGGGCUUUACUGGGGGCUAACGACCCUGCACCUGCUGGGCCACCCCGACGCCCUGCCACGCGCCGAGACCGUCGACUUUGUGCUGUCAUGUCAACACGACAGCGGCGGCUUCGGCGCCGCCCCCGGCCAUGACGCCCACAUGCUCUCUACCGUCAGUGCGGUGCAAAUCCUCGCCAUGAUCGACGCCUUUGACGAGCUGGAUACGCGCGGGAAGGGCAAGGCGCAGGUGGGAAAAUAUAUCGCCAAUCUCCAAAACCGCGAGACCGGCACAUUCGCCGGCGAUGAGUGGGGGGAGGAAGACACCAGGUUUCUCUACGGCGCUUUCAAUGCCUUGUCCCUGCUGGGGCUCCUCAAUCUUGUCGACGUGGACAAGGCGGUUAACCACAUCGCGGCAUGUGCCAACUUUGACGGCGGUUACGGGGUGAGCCCCGGCGCAGAGUCCCACGCCGGGCAGAUUUUCACAUGCGUGGCCGCCCUCACCAUCGCUGGCAGGCAGAAUCUUGUGGACAAGGAGCGGCUCGGGCGGUGGCUCAGCGAAAGGCAGAUUGCCGGAGGCGGCCUCAACGGCCGGCCGGAGAAGAAAGAGGACGUAUGUUACAGCUGGUGGGUGCUGAGCAGCCUGGAAAUGAUUGGCAAGACGCACUGGAUCGACAGGGACCAGCUAGUGGCCUUUAUCCUGCGCUGCCAGGACCCAGAGCGGGGCGGCAUCUCGGACAGGCCUGGUGACAUGGUCGAUGUCUGGCACACCGUGUUUGGUAUCGCGGGCCUGAGCCUGCUCCAGUAUCCGGGCCUGCAGCCCGUCGAUGAGGUCUAUUGCAUGCCCAAGUCUGCCACCGCGCGGGUGUUGGGAAGAUGA